AUGAACGCGACAAAAUGGAGAAUCUCCAAGGCGUGCCAGGAAUGUCGCGUCAAGAAGAUCAGGUGCAAUGGCGUAAUGCCUUGCCAGAAUUGCAGGCUGAGAAGCCUCGGCUGCGUAUACCGCGAGAAGGCUCGCAAUCGCCCGCGCAAGAUCAAGCCGCGAACAGCCGCAUCUGAGGCAAUCGGGUCACACGAUACCUUCGAAGCGCCCUCGAUUGAGCCAUCCGAUGAGGGCUCAAACGUACCUCUGACUCCUAAUGUAGACGUCGCCGUGUCUGCGUCACCAGCUCCUUCGGCGUUUGCGAGCGAACGCAGUAUCAACAACAAUAGCAUUGAAGGAACUCGUCCCAAUGCCCCGUCUCGCGAAGGUGUCGAAGAAGUUGGUCCUGGUCUGGAUCUGUUCAGAGAUCGAAGGUUGUUCUUUGGUGACCUGGCAGACAACCAGCGGCCAACAUCAGUCUCCGAGGACUACUCAGCCAUGCUUAUCGACCCAGAAACAGCAAAGAGGUUACUCGACAGAUACCUUCUCACUUACUGGCACGGCUUACCUUUUCUGGGCUUUGUGCUGACAUACCCUCACGGUCAUUUCCAGUCUGAAAGAGCGCGGCCAAACUCAAGUUUCCUCCACGUCGGAACUGCAGUAAGAACAGCUGUUGCUGCUGGCCUUCAUAAAGACACAUGUAUGAGACCUGGGGAAACGCAAGAGGUUGUCGACCAACGGAGGAUCAUGUAUUGGAGUUUAUUCUUCUGGGAAGCGUGGAAUUGCUUUGUUGUCGGUCGCCCCAGCUCGAUUCCCGAUCCAGGUCAGAGCAUACCUGUCCCGGGAGAUCAUCAGCUCUUGGUCUCUUUAGCCACGCUAUCCAGGAUCAUGGAUAAAUGCGCCAAGCGCAUCUACAGCCCGCGGCAUGACUCUUUAUUGCCAGUUUGGAAUGCAGCCAUAGAAAUCCGCCGAGAGCUUCACUGUUUCGCAGAACAGCAGCUCAAAGACAUGAAGUUUUGCCUUGUAGGAGACCCGAGCACCGGAGAACGUGGAGUUUGUCAAGCCAUGGUGUCUACGAUGUAUCACCAUACUCUUCUGUUGACGUUCCGCCCAUUCUUGAUCCUUCGAGCGAAGCUGAAGCAAGAGAAUCCAUCUUCCGAAAACAUAUCUGCGGAGAGCUUACACACGCCUCCACGCUGGCUUGACAACGCCUGUGAAUACUGCCUCGAGGCGGCAAGAAAUUCCAUUGGAUUCUUGACAGCAUCUUGCGCUACCAACAUUCUUUGUCGCGAUAUCAAAUACCAUGGCUUUUUUAUCGAAGGUGCAUGCUACGCUUUGGCCUUUGACAUGCUGCAGGAGAAGACGAAGACGGCUCACCGCAACCUCCCUUGGAUCCACUCCGGCCUGAGAUGCCUUCGUUCCAUGGUUACUAAGGCUGGGGCCAAUGUUGGCCAGCUACCAACUACAAUUGCGUCAAUCGAGCAAAUGGUUCGCUCCGUAUUUCCGUCUUUCGAGCUGAGGGACGAUGUGGAUCCGGAUGUGCGGCAAGCUCAGGCUCAACAACCCUUAGACUCAACAUUGCCCGGCUCCCCGUUCAUGCCGCACGCUAGCGGGAUCGGAGAGGAGCCGACAUUCACUUUCCCUUCAAUGCCGUUCGGCUUUGAUGUCACUGGGCAGCCGAAUGGAGCCUCUCUCUUUGGUGUAGGAUCGAAAGAACUGGCAGAUUUCACAGCUGCCGACGUCGGGUGGGACAUCGCCUUUGGCACCAUGAACAUGGAAGCUUUCUUAUCUCUUGAUCGGACUAACGCCUUCAAUUUUGCUCCCUAA
Molecule: messenger RNA, 1806 nt
Organism: Fusarium oxysporum Fo47
Lineage: Eukaryota; Fungi; Ascomycota; Sordariomycetes; Hypocreales; Nectriaceae
Exons: 6
Coding region: 1-1806 (601 amino acids)
Biological process (GO): DNA-templated transcription; regulation of DNA-templated transcription
Molecular function (GO): DNA-binding transcription factor activity, RNA polymerase II-specific; zinc ion binding; DNA binding
Source: RefSeq, a predicted model, not a curated record